This is a messenger RNA of Magnolia sinica, 654 nucleotides long. RefSeq names its product G-type lectin S-receptor-like serine/threonine-protein kinase LECRK4. Gene Ontology annotation, biological process: protein phosphorylation. NCBI's taxonomy places the organism in Eukaryota, Viridiplantae, Streptophyta, Magnoliopsida, Magnoliales, Magnoliaceae. The transcript has a single exon. The record is from RefSeq and is a predicted model, not a curated record. Gene Ontology annotation, molecular function: protein kinase activity; ATP binding. Bases 1 to 654 code for a protein of 217 amino acids.
AUGGAGCUGGAGAAAGUCACAGAUGGGUUCAAGGAAGAACUCGGGAGGGGUUCCUGUGGCACUGUUUAUAAAGGCCUGCUAGAGUCGGAUCGUGCAAAUUUUGUGGCAGUGAAGAGGUUAGAUAAAGUGGUGAAAGAAGCUGAGAAGGAAUUCAAGACCGAAGUGAGUGCAAUAAGCCGAAUUCAUCAUAAGAAUCUGGUCGAAUUGAUAGGAUUUUGCGAUGAGGGGCCCCACCGGCUGCUGGUGUAUGAAUAUAUGAGCAAUGGCUCUUUGGCAAGCUUCCUCUUUGGCAGUUCAAGGCCUAGCUGGAACCAAAGAACACAGAUUGCAAGAGGGCUCACAUACUUGCACGAGGAGUGCGGGAACCAGAUCAUCCAUUGCGACAUAAAGCCCCAAAAUGUAUUAUUAGAUGACAACUUCACAGCUAGGAUUUCUGACUUUGGGCUAGCAAAGCUUCUCAGGACUAACCAGACUCAAACUACCACAUACAUCAGAGGGACCAGAGGAUACGUCGCACCUGAAUGGUUCAAGAACAUGGCAGUCACUGCAAAGGUGGAUGUACAUAGUUUCGGUGUUAUGUUGCUGGAGAUUAUCUGCUGCAGGUCGAACGUUCUCCAUAUACAACUAAAACAUAUUGUAAACUCACGGUUCUAA